AUGGCUGCAAAGGAAGAUGUUUCUGCCUCAAGUGUAGAAUCUAAGAUCAUUGAGGAUCAUGAAUUCUGGAUGCAAGCAAUGGAAAGGAGCCGGUCCAACAUCAAUAUUCUGCAAGACAGAUUCGUAAACGUUGAGGAAUCUGCUCUGGUUUCCAAGGAUGUUUCAGAAAAGGAGACUGAGAUUCUCUGGAGGCGAGUGAAAACUGCAACAGCGUUAUUGACCUACCUGAAAUCAAAAGCAAGGACUGUGGCUGCUGCGGAUUUGGCCCAGCUAUCACUUGGAGGAGCUGACAAGCUCGAUGAGGGUGAUGCGCUUGUAGAUAGUAGUUGCUUGCCCGAUUCUGGAUUGUUUGAGACAAUUGCUCUCUCGGCAUGUGAUGGUACUGACACUCAGCUAAUAAGGAUGGCGACUGGUACAAAACAAGGAUCAGUAGAUGAACAUGAUGGGACUUAUGUCGCUGAGAUGCUAAAGCAUGUAGAGACGGUUACAGGUGUAAUGGAGUCUCUGGCUAGGCGUGCUAUAAUCGCUGAAUCAGAAGCCGCAGUUGAGAAAGGGAAAGUUAUGUUAAGUCAAGAAGAGAUUCAAAGAAAGGUUGGCCAAAUCGAGAACAUGUCCAUGAAAUUACAGGACAUGGAAAAGUUUGCUCUUGGGACCAGUAGUAUUCUCUGUGAAAUGCGGCAGAGGGUAGAUGACUUGGUCGAAGAGACAUCUAGACAGAAGCAAAGAGCUACGGAAAAUGAGCACGAACUCAGUCGUGUCAGGAGAGAUUUUGAGUCGCUUAAAUCCUAUGUUACAAGUCUCAUUAGCGUCAGAGAAACUCUCGUAUCAUCGGAGAAGCAGUUCCAAACAAUCGAGAGACUUUUUGAACGGCUUGUCGCAAAGACAACGCAGUUGGAAAGCGAGAAAGUGCAGAAAGAAGCAGAGGUUCAGAAACUAAUGGAAGAGAAUGUAAGACUGACGGCUCUUGUGGACAAGAAAGAGGCACAGCUUUUGGCCAUGAAUGAGCAGUGCAAAAUGAUGGCCCUAAGCUCCAUAUAA
Molecule: messenger RNA, 1038 nt
Organism: Arabis nemorensis
Lineage: Eukaryota; Viridiplantae; Streptophyta; Magnoliopsida; Brassicales; Brassicaceae
Source: the annotation of a GenBank genome assembly